AUGAACAACAACUCGGGCGUCGCGCAGCAAGCCCCGCAGAUUUACCUCCCCGUAUCUUCGAUUAAUUGCGAUCACUCAAAAGGGUCCAUCUCCAUCCGUUAUCUAAUGAAACGCAAGGGUAAUCAAAAUGAUUGCAAUCGUGUGUCGCAGGGAUCUCGCUGGGCACGUCAGCACCGCUCGAGUGGAGACACCAACGAGUGGAGCGCUGCUCGCGAGUUAAAUCGAGGCACGUGUAGCUCCGCUGUCUUGCCUGCUCCGGCGCCCCGGCGCAAUGCCGCGCGUCGUAAGGCAGAUCGCUUUCGUUCGUCAAAUGGCGGCCACAAAAACUCGCAGCGGCCACGCUUCAAAACCGUAGAUCUUCGGUGCCGCACGGCUGUCCGGCGGGUCAAACAGAAAAUCAUCAUUGGCAUAGCUGGCAAUGGCCUGGUGCUCUCGCGAGCUACACUUGCCUGGGGCGCGCCGACCAGCCUCCAGGGCGGAAGGAAAUCACAGCGAUCACCCGCGAGCCACGCCACGAAGGAGGCUGCGAAAGUGCAUCUGCUCCCCCUACCGACACUCUACCGACAUUUCCGGAUCGCCGGACACAAGCGCUCUCAGCUUGCUUGGGCUUCGAAACGAUGCCGAUCAAGCCCCGCCAAGUCGUCCGACAUCAUGGUACAUGUGCCAAGCGAUGGCAAGCCGCUGGGUUGGUGUCAGCCACUGCCGUGCAAGCCAGGGCUUCGCACGAGGAUUAAACCGUACAGGGCGGUACGGCUCGCAGCGGACCGCGGGGCCGCUAAUGGAAAUUAUACGCAGAGGUUCAGGAGCGAUCGUGGUGCUGCACUGUACGCCUGGCAAGGAGGCCAAGGUUCCGAUAAGCUCUACCCUACUCAAAGGAUCAAUCAGCGUGUGGCCGGUGCCGUCUCGAUUGACUGA
Molecule: messenger RNA, 915 nt
Organism: Phytophthora sojae
Lineage: Eukaryota; Oomycota; Peronosporomycetes; Peronosporales; Peronosporaceae
Exons: 5
Coding region: 1-915 (304 amino acids)
Source: RefSeq, a predicted model, not a curated record